AUUUAUUUACAGUCAUGUUUACUUCCGUACUUACUAACACUGCACUGCAUUUGCGCUGGAAUAGAAACCAAGCCUUGCUUGCUGCCUUAAGCGAUUACUUACGCUCUGUUCAACACCCACACCCUGCAUCGUCUUGACUUUCAAUAAGGCCAGCCCCACGGGCCUCAGAGCCUCCCCUCCCGAUCCAUUGCCCAUCCCUUUGUACUCCACUUUGACUUCCAACGUCACUGGAAGCACCAGGCUGUCUGGACUCUAUCCAAUCCUUUGCGUCUUGUGCGAACCGAUCACAACCACAAAUUUUCCUAUUUAAAACUCUCUCUCACAACCCGCACACUCCUUUCAGUCUCACGCGAUCCGAAUGCCCUCUGUUCCUUCUCUGUUAACAUUACCCAUACUCAGCCGUGGUAAGGUUACGUGGACUCGGCAAGCUGACGGCGACUCUUAUAUUCCACACCCAGCUCCGGGUGCUGCAGGAAACGAGGACGAAGAAGCCGAAUCCAAAAUGGGUUCCGCAUUGUCAUUAAUCAAGGUGCGAAGAAAUGCGAUUCAGAAGCUAUAAAACUCCCUAACACCCUCCAGACUCUGCUUGUGCCGGCCAUCAUCUCCCUCAUCCUCUAUCUCCUCGUUUCUUUCUUGAUUGUGCCAAUUUGGAAACGAUACCGUGGUAGAUAUAGCAACUACCUACCCAUUGAUGCGAUUUCUACACAGACUACAUCUUUCCGCCACAAGGUGCAAGAAGCAUUGGUUCAGCUACUGGUUCCCUCAAGCUGGAGAACACAAUUCGAACGAAGUCGCCACACAGCCAGCGCUCAGGAUGGAUUAGGAAGCGAAUUUGACGACGAGGAUGGAGAGGAAUUGUUCGAUGUGGAUGACAAUCGCAGAGAAGCAUUGUCGCUGGAUGCUCGACGAGGGCGAGAUGAUGAUGGCAGGCGAUUAAGUCGAGAUUUAGAAGAAGGCUUCAAAGACGACAGCGACGAAGAAACAGAAAGCGACCAACAACCUCAAAUUGUCUCACGAUGAAAUGAAACCUGAUGUAGUCGUUAAACCUAUGAAAAUUUCAUGUAAUUGCAAAGCAUGGGUAUCAUCGCCUCAAAACUGGGAAAUCCUCAAACUCCGGAAAAUAUACAACCAAUACCCCAAGAAACAAACGAUCGCUGGUACAGAAACAUUGAGCUUCGAGCAUCUCCCAAACCACAGAGCCGCAAUUCAUAUACAACCAAUGAGCCGAAGGGGAAAUAUCACCACUGAACCCUCUCCCUCUCCAACAAAACCCUCAAAUCAUCAAUUUCCUUUCCCCACCCCUUUCCAACCUCAGCGGCUCCCCAACCCUCACACAUACCUCCCCAAACCCCAGGCAACCACUCCCUCAUCUCUCUCAACUGCCUCUCCUCUUCGUCCCUCCUCUUCCUUAAAGCACCCAGAACUCCGUCUCCACGGCAUACAACACACAUCUCUGGCAUCUCCUCCUCCCUAACGCACUUAGGCGAGCGCGCUACCUCAGCUGGCCUUACCAAAUGUCCACAUUUUGAGUAUAACAUGCUGCGUCGGCAUUGUGGACAGUCUUUAUGCGGGGAGUCGUUUUCAAGCCAGCGAGUUAUACAGAUAGAGCCGAAAGUGUGAGAACAGGGAAGAAUCAGGAGGGUUUCUGUGAGGUUGUCGUCCGGGCGGGGUGUGUGGACUGGAGAAUUGCAGAUUGUGCAUUUUUCUGAUUCAUUCUCUUCCUCUUGCAGAGAAGAAUCCGGGUGUAUGUUUGUUUGGCGGGGCUUUGAGUGAGGGAUGGAGAUGCUACCUAACACCCAGGAUUUCAAUCGUUGGAGCUGGAAUGUUGGCAUGUCUGCCUCGUUUC
Molecule: messenger RNA, 1846 nt
Organism: Hymenoscyphus albidus
Lineage: Eukaryota; Fungi; Ascomycota; Leotiomycetes; Helotiales; Helotiaceae
Source: the annotation of a GenBank genome assembly